UCCUUUCAAGAGUAGGGUGAGGAUGAUGAUGUAGUACAAACAAAAGAAGUUAGCUGCGAAUAACAAAUACAAUCCAAGAGUGCAGUAGCAUUUCUUGCGACUGCUUAUUUGUCCAAGGGAACCCUUUGCGUUAUCGUUUGAUUUGAGUGCACCGGGUCGCGCGUGUGCUGCAGUGACAGUGAACAGCGCGCGCCUCUGGAUUGGUGAAAGUAGACAGGCACCGAAGCACGAGCUCCCUCCUCCAGCACGCCAAAGGGAAGAGAACAUGUUACAGCUUCCUGUUUGCAAUUUGGAAAAAAUUAGAAAGUCAAGAAAGAGAGUAAAAGAUGUAUUGUAUGACAUUGGACUGGAGAACUGUAAGGAAGUGUUGCAAGAACUCCAAAGCUUUGAUGCUGGAGAUGAGGCCUUCCAUAACACAGACUGGUAUGACUUCACUGACGGUCACCAUGGUAAAAGGAGGAAAAAGUGGCGAUAUCGCACCCGAGGGCUCUGCUGCACCCUGUGCAGGUUUUCGGCGCGAUCUUGGCACAGCUACAGGACUCAUAUACUGCGCUGUCAUGAGGAAGAGCAGGACUUGGGUGCACUGUCCUCCUGUUCCUGCUGCUCAUUCGUUGCCCACCCCAAGGUCAUCACUCAGCACUUCAAGAUCUUCCAUCCUGAUUCCAUGAAGACGCCAAAUAUCUCCACCCCAGCCCCAGGGGUCCAGACUGUGAAAGGACUGUCCGUCACCGACACCACUGUCACCGGAGACAGGUUCUCAUGUCGAAGGUGUGGAUACCAGGAUUCGUUGAUUUACUGCAUAAAGAAGCACGUCUUGGUGAACCAUUACACAAAUCUCUUGAACCGCUACUUUGGGCAGCGGACGCAUGUUGAGAUUGGAGCUGCUAACGACACCCGCACCUCCAAGUUUUACUGCAAGGUUUGCAGUGUGCCGGCUGACAGCGCAGACCAUUUGAUCUACCACAUUCUGACCUCUGAAAAGCAUAAAGAGCUGGAGGUGCACCUCAAAGCCUUGAUAUAUGAGCACAGCAAGCUUGGCAAGAAGACCCUGCAGCAGCAGAAGCUCCCGAGUCUUGCCCCCAAGGUCACCCAGCAGAUUUAUAGUGUUCCCCUGGUGCCUGGGGCCAACCCUUCACAGCCAGGGGGUGCAGUGCCUGUGCAGCGGCCCGCUGGGGGGGUGGUGACUAGGCCCCCUAUUGCAGGGACAGUGCUGCGGGGGACCCCAAGCAACACAACCACUGUUGUAUGUGCCCCUGGUACUGGCCAGGCAUUCCUCCCGGGCCAGGCUCCCACUGUGGUCCGUCUCGCCAGCGUCGAGGCCCGGAGCCUGAUACGGCCAGGUCAGGCAGUGGCCACCCUGCAGAAUGCACAGCCUCAGAAGGGGAUCUCAGUCAGCUUGCCCACCACAGGGGGCGUGACCACUACUUUGGUCCGGGCACCGGUGGGUACAUUACUCCCAACUGUUUCUCAAAAUGGUCCCAAACCACUGCCAUUAACGGUGGGGGUCACUGCACAGCCACAGCAGCCUCGGCAGGUCCUGCUGCCACCUGGCGUACAGGUCAGUGUCCAAGGCAAGCUGGCCCUACGAGGUCCUGCACCGCAGUCCCUACUUGUCACACAAAGGCUCCCAGUAACCCAGACCACCCCCCGUGGCACCAUGCUCACCUCACAGUCUUUAUUCAGCCACCUGAUCCCCACUGGCAACAAAGUUAAUGGCCUUCCCACCUACACCCUAGCACCGGUCCAGGUCACAGUGCCAGUUCAGUCCGGUGCUGCCCAAGUGACCGGUAAAGGACCAGUGGCAGUCCAGUCCAGUGCUACCCAAGUGACCGGUAAAGGACCAGUGGUGGUCCAAUCCGGUGCUGUCCAAAUGACUGGUAAAGGACCAGUAGCAGUCCAGUCCAGUGCUGCCCAAGUGACCGGUAAAGGACCAGUGGCGGUCCAAUCCGGUGCUGCCCAAGUGACUACUAAAGGACCAAUGGGAGCUCAGUCCAUUGUUGCCCAAGUGGCUGGCAAAGGACCCGUGGCAGUGAUCCAGGGCAGCAGCACCACCAUUCCUUUACAGCUAAACAGGACACCAGCAGAAGCUGCUUCCAGCACCAUAUCUGUGUCGACUGCUGGGUCCAAACUAGCUCAGAAGUGGAUAACCUGCCCUGUGUGUAAAGAAUUAUUUCCUGCUGAUGCGCAUCAAACCCAUAUGGAAACGGCUCAUGGACAGGCGCCUGCGACCAAACAUGCCAAGGUGCAUGGGCUGGCUGCCCGAGCUCCCUUUCUGAAGAAGGUGAAUGGUAAAAUCCUCAAGUGCUUGACGUGCAAUAUUUCUCUGUCAGGAAAGGGACUUUUUGAACAUCUGUUGCAUGGCCUGAAGUGUUUGCACUGCCCUGGAAUGUUCUACUCCAUCAAGCAACUCCUGGAGCACACGACAAAGGAACAUAGCACCUCAGAGCUGGCCAACCGUGAUUUCAUGAAACGGGAGUACCAUCUCCACACCAAUGACCACGGCGACCUUCUGGUUCCGCACUUUGACAUAAACACAACUGCUCCUAAAGAGCUGCUGGGUGACAAGGAGCUGAACCUUGCUCUAGUCACAGUCUCAUUGGACCUCAUUUAUGUGAAGGUGCUACCUUGGUCCACUCAUCCUGUGUGCCGGACACCUGUUAAAACCAUCCGUGCGGACUGCCCCUUCUGCCCAGAGAAGCCACAGACUGCCGUGGAUUACGAGCUCCACCUGAAGACAAAGCACCACAUCAUUCCCACCAUCCACGCCAUCCUCAAAUCUCCAGCUUUCAAGUGUGUGUACUGUUCUGGAGUUUACACAGGUAAAACCUCACCCCAGGCUAUCUCCACCCACGUGCAGCGCUGCCGUUGUGCACCCAAGACUGCCAAGGAUGUGGAGAGACUAAUAAACCCAGACCCUAAAAGUCAGGUGGUUGUUGCUGUAAAUGGGGGUACACAGGGCCUUGUCUCAUGCCCCACUACCUCACAAGGUACAGCCCCGUUGCCAGCUUCUAAAACGUCUGAGACAGAGGCCCAACUUCAGAACAAAUUAAGGCUGGAGGCAGCUAUGAAGGCAGCGAUGGAGGCCAACAAGCAGGAGAGGGACGCCAGAGCUGCUAAACGCAGCAAGUUGAAGAAUGCCCAGGAGAAUGUUGUCCAGGUGGAGGAGACUCCCAAAACACCUGUCUCCCUAAUCCUGGACCCUACUGGCAAGGAGAUGCUGUCCUUUGAAGACCGGAAGAGGUUUCUUACAGACUACUUCAACAGAAAACCCUACCUGACCAAGAGGGAGACUGAAACUCUGGCAGCCCGCCUGUGGUUUAACAGGACUGAUGUGGCCUGCCACUUUGGCACCAGGCGUUCCAAAUGCAUGCGGUCAAUCCAAAGGAAUAAGACCAUGGUUCUCCUGGGGUUUAACAUGACUGAGCUGAGGAAGGUGAAGCAUAACCUUCUGAUCCCAGAAGAACCCAAAAAACCUGCAGCAUCGGUGUCUGCAUGAAGAGGGACCAUCACAUAAAGCCAGCGUGCUGGAAUCACCGUGUCACAUGGAAGGAGUCCAGACAAGAACACAU
Molecule: messenger RNA, 3569 nt
Organism: Megalops cyprinoides (Indo-Pacific tarpon)
Lineage: Eukaryota; Metazoa; Chordata; Actinopteri; Elopiformes; Megalopidae
Product: activity-dependent neuroprotector homeobox protein 2-like
Exons: 4
Coding region: 266-3496 (1076 amino acids)
Biological process (GO): regulation of gene expression
Cellular component (GO): nucleus
Molecular function (GO): DNA binding
Source: RefSeq, a predicted model, not a curated record